GACCGAGCAGUGUGGCAGGGAGUUCCAUGUUUCAUGAAAGUGAAUGGUUUCCAUUUGGAAACCAUUCUCUGAGCUGCCGAAUCAAGUGAUUUUGUAAUACUUCUUUGUACUGAUCUUGCCUCAUUAUUCCUUUUACGACGUACAGACGUCCAGUGCCCUUGCCGUUGAUGACUGACCAAAUCAUCACUUUGGUGGGAUGUUGAACCGUUGGAACGACACAGUCAGGAACUUUUUUCCACAGCGACGACGCACCUACAGAGCUUUAUCCUGCAAAAUUUCGAAUGUGCUUUCGUCACUGAAGCAGAUCUGUCAAAAAUAGAAAAAAAUAUACAAACUUUCAUGUUUUUUUGCUUUAUUUACCUGAAAAUGAUAUGAAUGUGUAAAUUUUUGAUUAAAUUACAAUAUCUUACCGAUAUCCAGAAGUUCACUUCUUUGUCUUUCCAUUGUUUGCCCCACUUCAGGUGCUUUGCUUUCAUUGCAGCUCUAAACUUGGGUUUCUUGGCGGGGCGACAGGCCUUAAAAUCUAGCUCUUUCAAUUUUCUUCGAACAGUGCGUUCAGAAGCUUUUACGCUAGCAUCCUGAAGUUGUGAUUUUAGCAUUUUUGUGGUAGCAAAUCUGUUUUCUAGAAAAAUUUUCUUCAAACAUCUCUGGAAAGAAAUUUGGUUUUCUACAGCAUCUUUUCUUUCUUUUUGGACUUAAUUCCUCUCCUGACUCAAUUUUCUUUUUUAUGCGUCGUACAAUAACUUCAGAAACCUUCAAUCUUCGUGAAAUUUUGCGGUUUAUAAAUGUUUUCUCAUUCACAAGGGCCUUCAUUUCAGCUUUUUUACGUGGUGAAAGAUCUCCUUUUCUACCUAUAAUUGAUAAAGUCCAAUUAUUUUUGUUUAACACUACAAAUAAAAUAAAGAAAUAACUGAGUAGUAUUAAACUGUUAAACAAACAAUCGCAGUCCAUAAAGCCACAGAAACACGCAUGUACCUGACGAGAUUCCGAUUGCGACUAAUACAGGUUCGUACUUGUUUACGUUCAUGUAUCACAUUGUGAACACAGUGUUGCCAUAUGUUGAAAAUAAAUACAAAUAGGUAGUCUACAACAAAUCUUCGAAAUAAAAAUUAAUAUUAUUGUAGUUUAAAUAUACAAUUACUGCAUAAAAACUCUUAAGAAAAAAAUACAGUGCGUCUAAUAAUUUGGUCAGGGACUGUACACGUAAUAAAAAUGGCACCGAACCGAUAAUGUUGCUAGUAGAAGAUCUUGCAUGAGACGCCAUCUAUUGACAUGCGAUUUUCGUCAAUAAACACAGAUCGCUUAUAUUUAGAUGGAUCACGGCAAUGAUUUUUGUUAUAAUCAAAUUGACGUCGACUUCCGGUCUGAUCUUGAAUUAUUUGAAGGUAGUUCCAUAUAUGGACAAUCAGGAAACAUGUCCCUACGUUACGGUGUGACAAUAUUCAUUUUCUCUCUCGUUUGAGACACUAUCUAUACUGCGCAUGCUUUAGGAUGCGCAGAACUGAGCUUGAACCUCGUGGGAUAGAGAAAUCGUUGCCAUUCUGUCUUCCUUAGUCGAAACAGUUUCCACUUAUAGGAACUGUCCAUAUUGCAUAUAUGGUAAAUCCUAGGGACUUAAAUUCUUGAGUAUAUCUUGAUACAAUAAUUAAAUAUCAAAAUUUAAGCAUUUUACAAGUGAAAAGAGGAAGUUUACAAUUUCGAAUUGGCAACAUCGACGUAAAAUUCGCGGAGCGCGAUAAAACCAAGAAGCGAACAACUUAGAGGCAGCAACCGCGCGCGCGAUAUCGAUAAAUCGAGUGGUGAGUGCCAACAAUAUACCGUCAGUUUGUAUUCGACGCGGAGAAGGUGAACUUGUGUGUGGUGCUAAAUUGCUACUGUUUUAUUCGGUCGAGAGAUAACGGAUUUAUCGUAGUAUAUCUAAUUAUUUAAUAAUAUGAACUCCAUUGAAACUCUUCUAGAAGCUGCUGAAUAUAUUGCUAGACGAGAAAGGGAAGCAGAACACGGGUAUGCUUCAACCUUGCGUUUUCCAGAUGAUCUCAGAAGUGUUAUCAAACGGCCAAAAACGAAAAAAUCUCAGGGAAACAGGACAUCGCAUAACGAACUGGAAAAAAAUAGACGGGCACAUUUGCGAAACUGCUUAGAGAAACUUAAAGAUAUAGUGCCUCUGGGACCCGAAGCAUCUAGGCAUACUACAUUAGGACUUUUAACAAAGGCAAAGAGGUUUAUAAAAAAUUUGGAAGAUAAAGAAAGAAAACAUUCACAUAUAAAGGAACAAUUAAGCAGGGAACAAAGGUUUCUUAGGAGGAGGUUAGAACAACUCUCAGUUGAUUUUGCCAUGUCGAAAAGACGUUCCGUAUCGGAAUGUUCCUCGUCUUCAACAUUAUCUAGUAGUUAUUCAAACACGUCAUUUUCCUCUGCUCCCUCGCCUAUUUCGGAAUCAGAUGAGGUGGACGUGAUUGGUUAUACUAGUACCCAAAGCGAUACGGAUGAUCAUUACAGCGUCCAAUCAGCAUCGAGCGACAGCGGUGUUAUUAUUUCCACUUGCCGUCUCACUCUUUCCGAAAUGGAAGUGAUCUAGGCAGACAGACUGAUCCUAAAAUAGAAUAACAAUGAAAAAUGAAAAUAAAAAAGGAAGUGGACACCUCUCAAGCCAGUACAGCCAAUCCCGUAUCCCAAGCAAAUUUUUUCAACGGGACGUGAUCCAAACUAUUUAAGGGAUGUGUCCUACUAGUCAACGAACACUUCUUCUUUAGUCCAGUCAAUGUGUGACUGAUUUUUGGAAUGUUGAAUUGUGGAAUAAAAUAUUUACAUUUAAUUACGUUUCUCGGCCGUACAGAAUAAGGAAAAUUAUGGAUGUUUAGGUAUUUAGACCUAAGCUUCUUAUUUAUAACACCUAACAUUUAAAAACCUUAUUUAUAAUUAAUUUCACAAAAAUUCUUCCAUAUUUGUUAAGGAGACGUUCUGUUCUACAACAUAUGUUAAAACAAUUAACAUUGUAAACGACACUGCUAUCAGAAAUAUUUUUUUGCAAAUAAUCAAACUAACUAAACUCUUUUGGAUUAUGUUUAUCAAAUACUUUACCUUCAAAGAUCAAAAUUCAAAAUUUUAGAUAGAUAAUAGUUACUUGAAGUCGAUAAAAUGGAUAACUUUAUUUAAAUUUUUAUAUUAGAUUGUGUGUCAAACAGGAUUUUCAAUUAUUAGUGACAAAUUAAUGACAAAUUUGUACUCCGAAAUUUCAAAAUUAAGCUUUUGAACAAUUUUUUUAGGGUGCUCGAAAUAAUGUACCUUUUUCAAUAGUUAUACUGUCAAUAUAGACAUUUACCCUUGCCCCAAUUAUGCAAAAAAUACCUCUAGUUACAAAGAAUUGCUUGUGACAAGUAUUUAAUGCAAUAUUAACCCUGCGGGUCGGGCGCCUUGAAUCAGAUCUCAAACCAGGGGCUCUAGGUCAGAGACCCAUCACAAUAUAUGGUGUUUUUUGAAAAAAAAAUAUUCAUGGGUUAAUAAAAAAAAUACACAUUACUAAUGACAAACGUUAUAUUAAAAGAAUUAUUUAAAUAAACCGAACCAGAAACGUCACAUAUCCUAAAAACUGAAAAUAAAAAACAUGAAGGUGAAUAAAAUGAUACAUUUCAGUAUAGAUUAUUUUUUUUUAAUCUUUUUUACAAAAGAAACAUUUUUUCUGAUCCCUGGCUGGAAAUCUCCAUCUAUAGAGGUUUCUCCUGUUCCAGCAACUUCUUGUCUCCUUUGUCUUACAGUUCUGGGAUCAUUUGUUUCGUAAGAACUUUGCUCCAAAUGAUCUCUUGUCAAUGAUAUUCCAGCAUCUCUUAAAUAUAAUCUUAUCACAAUCUCAUAUGCUUUAUUAUUACACGCAAAAAUAAUUUGAGAAUUCACCCCGACCGUUUUCAUCAUUGCAUCGGUCACUUCCUGGUAUGCCUGGCUACAUCAGAGGUUUCAGAGAAUUUAUCAAGAAUAUCUACACCUCCCUUGAUAUGAUAAUAAUAGGUAAUUAUAUCGGUUUUACCACGAAAUAAAUUUCGGCCUCUAAGGCUAUGCAAAAACAUCAACAGACGUACUAAAAUGAAAAUCUACAGAACAGCAAUACGGUCAGCAGUAACCUAUGGAGGAGAAACGAUGAAUCUAACAAAAGCUGAUGAAAAAAAACUUCGAUAGAAAAAUGAUAAGUGGAAUAUAUAGGCCAAAACAACGCUGAAAUUAGAUUUAUAAAAUCGCACCGAAAAAUAUAAUAAAUUUCAAUUCUUGCUUUUUUUGUGUGUAAUGCUGUAGCCGCUUAAAAUCAUUUGGAUUAUUUGUGCGACCUGCUUCAUUUUCGAUUGGGAGCUUAAGUACCUCUUUAUUGAUACUAUUUUAUUUAUUGUUCGUAUACGAAUUGUUUUCGUUCUCGCAAAUUCAAACUUGUAAGUUUUGAAAAGGGAAAAACUAGUUUAAACUCGUCCAACUAGACAAAAGUAACCGUACCAUUUAGUACUUCUACAGUGAAAAGGAGAUUGAGAGAAACUGACCUUUUUGGAAGGGGUUGCAAUGAAGAAGUCAAAAUAAAAUUUGGAGGUUGCAGUGGGCUAAAAAACAUAAAAAUUGGACGCAUGACGAGUGGAAGAGAGUUUGAAUCAAAGUUUGAGGUUUUUUGGUCUAAGAGAAGACUGUUUGUAUUCAGGUCAAAGGAAGAAGGGAUGUUAGAUGUGUAAUCCCGACUGUAAAACAUAUCGGAGGCACCGAAAUGGUAAAAAUUGAAGGUAUUUAGAAGAAAGAAGGCUUUAAAAAAUAUUAAGGGAAAAUGUAGUACGCGUGUGAUCGGCAGAAAAUUGAUCUUCCAGCUUGACAACGAUCCGAAGCCUUCUUCAUAGCUGCUCAAAGUGUAUAUGAAAGAAUUGUAGAGCGAAAACGUACUCAAAGUCAGUCAGAAAGCAUUGUCCUCCUUCUACUCCACAACUUCACAAUAUCCUAAAAAACGAAUAGACGACGAUUAUUUGUCGUAAUUUCGGUCGUAUUAUAGGGUAGGCAAGAAAUUUUGAUAGGUAGUGUAUUAAUAUAUUCAUUUACAAGAACCUCGUCGAACUACUUAUCCACAAACCUCUUCAUAAAGAAUUGAAGAAUAUCAACACAAUUGAACUUAUAAAUCACAUUCUUAUUUGAUAAAAACCAAUGGGAAAGUCAAGUAACAAGUGAUCUGAACAAAAUGUGAGUCCGUGGAUGGUGGAGAAAUACCCAGAACAGGAAAAAAUGGAGAAAAAUAGCGGAAAAACUCAAAACUCACCGUAAUAAAUGAGUCAAAAAACUCUUAUUGAACGGUUACUCUUCCUACUGGAAUCCUCUAAUCAAUCAAGACAUACAGAAGUUUCUACUUGAACAACUUUCAUCAAAAAUUCUUAUAUAACUUCAACUCCAGUUUUUAAGUUACAAAUAAAAUUUUUAAGCAACAAAAUCAUCUUUCUAAGCAUCUGAUCUGACCAGUUUUGUCACUAUCAAAUUAUAUUCUGGUAAAACUCAGUUUACUGUAUAGAAAACAAAAGUUUUACAGUUUUACUAGCAAUUUCAAAAAUGGAUUUUGAAUACGAAUAACGGUUUGUAUGAGAAAAUUUUAUCAGUGUUUCAGCUAUCUUAGAAUCUUGUAUACAAUUCAAGAAAAGAUUGUCGUAGAAUGGUUAGUCAUUAGUAAUAAAAUUUGCUUUACAAUAAUAUCAACAAAAUCUAUCAAACUGGAAUUUCUGGAACCAUUGGUGAUAUUCAUACUGAACACACUUUUUAUUUCUAGCACUACACCAACACUCACAAUUACACUGUCUAACUCGCGUUACGAUAACCGUCUCUGAAGACGAUAACUUGGUUAUCGAAACGCGCGUUAGAGAGUGUAAUUGUGAGUGUUGGUGUAGUAGUGAUUUAAACAGUGUAUUCAGAAUAAAAUCUAUGUUUAGAGAAUUUACUUGAUUUUUUGAACGUAUAUUUGCUACAUUCGUAGUUAUUUCAUAAACAGAAACGUUAUCCUUAUAAAUGUAAAUUUUAUUUCACAAUAUCGAUCACAUAAUGUCUGAGCUAAUAAAAUUAUCAAUAUAUUCAUCUUUAUAUAUAUUAUUUAUAUGUAAAUUGUACAUAGUUUCAACCUGAAUCGUAUAAUAUUAGUAACAGCUGUACUAUUAUGAAAUACUUGUAUACAUACGAACAAUCAAACUAAAAAACUUAUUGAAUAAAUAUGUGAUUGUAGAAUUCCCUCUUUGUACUUUUCGUAUUUAGUACUUCAUAAUGGGAUAGUCUAAAUUGUAAUAAGGAGAGGAGAUUGACUGCGCUGCGGCGCAUAUUUUUUAUUACAUUCAUUGAAACGUUCCUUUAAAGCAAUGGUUCUAAACCUUUCAAAAUUUUGCUGCACCUCCCGCAGCUACAUUCUUCUUCUUCAAGUACCAUAAACUUUGCCGCUUGUAGCUGUUCUCUUGUCCAAAACUUUUAAUCUAUUAUCUGAAGGCACCCUAAAUUCCAUAUAAGUCUCUUAUAUUCCGUAACCAGGAAUGUUAUUCACGCCCUCCGUUCUCGUCAAUAUAAGCUUGAAAGUUGAUUAUCUCGGUCCUCGCAGGAUGUGUCCCAAAUAAGAUACUUUUCGUUGUUUAUUUACCGCAUCAUGUGCUCGGUCCUUGGGAUCCGCAGAAGUCUGCGCAACAACCACAUUUCCAUAGCUUCUAUUCUGUUUAAGGAUCUCACUUUCAGGGACCACACCAUUGGGCCAAAUAUAACAUUUCAUCUUAACUUAUCAAACUUUGUAAAAGCUGUUUUUGCAAUUGCUCUUCUAUAUUUAUUACUAUAAAUAUAAAUGGUAUAUUCUUAUGACCACAAAAUGUCUUUACACUUCCAAGACCAGAAAGUUUUGGAAAUUGAGAAGAUAAUUAAGGAUUCUAAUACAUCAUAAUCUAUUAAUCAUCUACAAAACAUCCAUAUUCACAAUCACACCUGUUUUUUGACCUUCAGGGCACCCAUAUAGAAAAGUAGAAUAUGUGAAAACUGUGUUUGGUAUAUUAACAAUCAUACUCUACAAUGAUCUAACGUUAUUUUUCCAGAAUAGAUCUGCUCCAGGAAAUUUCGAAAGGUUAUUUGUAUAAGCUACUAGAAACCUAACCUAACCAAUUCAGCUUCGUCGUGUUGGUGUCUGCUUAUGAUUAUUACGAGGGGGUACCCAAAAAUAACCGGACUUAUUUUUUAAAUGCUAUAUAUUCACAAAUAUUUACAAAACAACCUUAUCCCCUUCAUUACGAGUAAUACAUUUGUCCCAGCGGUGCUUCCACUGUUCGAAACAUUGUUUGAAUACAUCUUUAGAGAUGGCUGACAGCUCCUGUCUCACAGCACAAAAGCCAAUCAAUUAUUUCCUUGUGUUGUAGGUAUUUAUUCAAAUAUAUAAAUUAUCACACUAUUAAUUGUUAUAACAGUCGUAAUAUAAUUAAAAUUCUUCUCUCCGUAGAAGUAUUGAAAAAAUCUGGAAUCAUCAUCAAUCAGAUUAGGGAAUAAUGUGUGUCUCUUCUGAUUGAUUUGUUGAAUCAAAAUUGAGGACUUUCUGGCCAGCUUAUGCUCUUUCUCUUCUUCUUCUGCCAGCAAGCAAGAAACUAUUAUGAUUUCUUCAAUAUACAUAAUGUACAUUUCACAAAAAUCCAAAUUUUUUAUAAUAAACGAAGUCAAAAACCAAACGCACGAGACUUCCACAGCCAAUCACACUCACGACUGGCGAGAGACCUCGAAAUCGGUAAUUUCUGGAGCUUACGUACCUGCGUGCGCAGCCGUCGAAAUAAAUCCGAUCCGUUCGUUGCGAACGCUCCGUCCAAUGACAACAAGUGUGUGACUACCUUAAGGAAUCAUCUAUAAAUUACCUCACAAGAAUUUUAGUGCUUUCAAACCCCUCCCCCGUCCUUUGUUACAUUUUUAUACUCCUUCAGAUGUGACGUCACAUUUUUUUUAGAUUCAUGCAUGUAUUCAAAAAUAAACGAGAUAAAACCAUUUAGCAUAACAGCAAAUUAUCAAUAUUUGACUUGAUUUUUUUAAGGAAUAUCCGCGAAUCUCCACUUUCUGUAAUGAUCAAUCUUUCCCCUUUUGUCUGUAUAUACGUUUUAACGAUACUAAAACUUUCGAGGAGAUAUGACGAGGAAAACGCGAUCAGAAGCUGUUGCAUAAUUCCCCACAGUCCAGGAUGUUUGUAGGGUAUCUCUACUUGCAGCCAAAAUUUUGCAGCUCCUCAUUAGAGCUAAGCUUAAGUAGCUCAUCUUGUAAUAUCACAUAUCCACUUCCCUUUCAUCAAAUGGAUUAAUGAUCCAUUGUGGUAAUUCCAUCGUCAAAAUUUGAUUUUAAAUACAUCAAAUGUUGAACGUAUGUCUGAUCAUCUUCAUUAAGGCAUUUCAUAUACGAAAAGUUUGAAAACUGAAAAGUAGCGUCGACCAAUAUUUCUUCAUAAAUUCCAAUUUACCAAGCUGAAAUGACACUCUCUAUUUUUAUUAUAUUAAAACUGUCCAUUUGUAGAGGUCAUUAAAUUUUUUAACCAAAUCUAUUAAAAUUGAUUAGGUUUUCUUUGAAAUCAGGAUUUUUACUUUAAAAACCUUAACAGUGAGUCAAAAAGUGAAUAAAAUCUUGAUAAACAUAAACAUUUCGACAACCAGCGUACUUCGAUAUGUAAAAGCAAUCGUUGGUAGUCUUCUUCAUCGCAGAAUUGUGGAAAUUCAAUGCAUUGCUUAUUUUGUUAACUGUAUUAAUCACAAAUUAAAGCGAUUGGUGCAAUCUAUUAGUCAAAUGCCCCACCUCAAUAUUUACACCUUUUUUAAUAACUAAUUUUCAAUCAGAAGAUUCAAGACGAUUUAUCAAGAAAAAAAGGUUUAAAAGUUAUAGUAAUUUGAUACAUAUUAUAUAACUUCUGUUAUCCUGAAUUGAUUAAAAUCUAAAAAUUGAAAAGUUUCUGUACUAAAAGUUAAAACUUUUCGAAAGUCCUAAUUGAAAGGAACGCUUUAAUGAGAUAAUUGUUUAUAAGUAACCUCUCUUUGUUAAAUAGUUACUAUGACCUGUAUAAAUCUGUGUAAAUUAGUGAUAAUUUCAAUAAUUCUAAGAAACAAAUAUUAAUGCACAGGCUGUAUAGAACUAAUUAGAAAUAUGAGGAUUUAUAUUAAGCGCCAGUGGAAAAGGGUAAAGUGAUUUCUAUAAUUUGUUAUAUUAUUUUUUCUUCAUUAUCACUGUACCUGCAUAUUUUUAAGGAUUUAUUUUUAUAAUUAUUUCCUUAAAUAAAAUAAUUUCUGUUUA
Messenger RNA from Diorhabda sublineata, 9270 nucleotides. RefSeq names its product max dimerization protein 1-like. The record is from RefSeq and is a predicted model, not a curated record. Gene Ontology annotation, biological process: regulation of transcription by RNA polymerase II. Gene Ontology annotation, molecular function: RNA polymerase II cis-regulatory region sequence-specific DNA binding; DNA-binding transcription factor activity, RNA polymerase II-specific; protein dimerization activity. Bases 1934 to 2578 code for a protein of 214 amino acids. Lineage: Eukaryota; Metazoa; Arthropoda; Insecta; Coleoptera; Chrysomelidae. The transcript is spliced from 6 exons.